AUGGAAUUUUUCACAUUUCAGUUCAAUGAUCCAGCUCAAUGUUUGGAGGCAAAUCUUCCUUACAAUGUUAAAACAGACGCAGCCGCCUUCAAGUUUUGCAGAAUUGCUCUGCCAUAUAGCACAAUUCUUUCGGGUAAAAAAGCAGUUGUCGCUGGAAUAAAUUAUAUUCAAUGCUCGUUUCAUUCGGAAUUAAUUUGCAAAAGUGGGUGGAAGCAAUUGUGGGGACGAUGCUAUUUACUGAUCAGCAAACAAGAAGUCACACUGAAGGAAGGCAAAGAAAUUUGCGGGAAGAUGAAAGCGAAUCUCGUCGAUAUCCACCGGUUGGAUUUGAUUCAACGUCUCGACGAUUCAUUUGGACCACAAUCAAGUGUCUGGGUUCGAACUUCACAGAAAAAUCUGCCAAUCCGAAAAUCAUUCGGAAAUGCAACCAUAAUUGCGUAUGGGGCAAGCGUUUUGUAUACCGUCAAAUACGGAUCACUGAUUGGAGUCGAUGAGAAAACUGACAGAGCACAAGUGAUUUGCGAAUAUGAUCCUCCAGAAAAUGUUGCAUACCAUUUGGCUCGUUUAAAGCAAUUCAGAGUGCUCGGGAUCGUUGGAAAAGCUAUCAAUCAACGUCUUAUUAUAAAAACACACGGACGAUACGGACUUCGUCAAUCAUUUGACAGUGAGAAAAACCCUUACGACAAACCAUAUGAGCACGCAGUGUGCAAAGCAAUCAUGAAAGUGUUUUCAAGAGAUGGAGUUCGCGGAGCUUAUUCAUGGUUUGAUUUCAAUAAUUUGCGAACUGAGAUCGUCGAAGAACUCGUUGAUGACCUUUCAAUUGCGUAUAGUGCUGCUCACAAAUCUGAGAAUGAUGGCUUGUGCUUUUACCGAUUAGACGAUAAGGGUAACAUUACCAGUUGUACUGAUUUGCUGAAAACGGAUGUCAGCGAUAGCUACGUAUUGAUGGAAAGAGCUUUUGCACUUGUACCCUACAAUUUUCAUAAGGAUGGAUUGAAAACUGUGAAUGCAACACAAUUAGUAUCUUUUCCGAAUGGAUUGAGAUCAUCGAUGUUCUGCCAAUCAGAAAUGUUCAAAAUUAACUAUGCUUCGUGUCCUCCUGGAUAUCACGAAUUCAAACGGGAUUACAGAACUGCCUGUCACAAGAUUGUGUAUGAAAGGAAAACCUGGGAUGGUGCAAUGCGGAAAUGUAAUUUGGAAGGGGCAACUCUUGCGGGAUUCAUCAACGACGAGGAGAGAGAUUUCGUGUUUGAAAAAAUCAUAAAAACGGAAGGCAAAUUUUGGGUUGGCGGUCGUCGUAAUUUGAAAUGUCUUUCACUGUCUUAUUCGGGAAACAAAGAUGUGUGCAACGAGGAAAAUUUGUUCGAAUGGCAAAACGGAAUUGUUCCCGACGUUUAUAUCGACAAACUCAAGGUGUUUUGGAUGCCUGGAGAGCCAAACUUUGCUGGCGCCAGUGAGCAAUGCCUCGAAAUGGUCAAGGGCGUUGUUAGAUAUAAUUAUCAAUCUUGGAAUGUUGAUCGCUCUCGAAUGUUCAAUGACAAAACGUAUUUGUUGAAUCUUGUCGAAAUCUGA
Caenorhabditis bovis is the source of this 1572-nucleotide messenger RNA. The record is from the annotation of a GenBank genome assembly. NCBI's taxonomy places the organism in Eukaryota, Metazoa, Nematoda, Chromadorea, Rhabditida, Rhabditidae.